Triticum aestivum (bread wheat) is the source of this 2450-nucleotide messenger RNA. RefSeq names its product protein NRT1/ PTR FAMILY 6.2. The record is from RefSeq and is a predicted model, not a curated record. Gene Ontology annotation, cellular component: membrane. Gene Ontology annotation, molecular function: transmembrane transporter activity. NCBI's taxonomy places the organism in Eukaryota, Viridiplantae, Streptophyta, Magnoliopsida, Poales, Poaceae. The transcript is spliced from 4 exons. Gene Ontology annotation, biological process: transmembrane transport; oligopeptide transport. The coding region runs from base 528 to 2300 and encodes 590 amino acids.
CGGCCCAAGGCAGAGCACGCAGCUCAGCCGCCAAAACAGAGCUCGCCCGCGCUCCCCUCCGGCCCAAGUGCCGCUCCUCCUCCUCGGCCGACGCCGGCGCCGGUGGAUGGCUCCGCCGCGCCAAAUCGAGCCCCUCACGCCGCGAGCCGCUCCUCCUCAUCCUCAGCCUGCAAUCCCGGCCGAGCGCCGAUCCCCGCCGCCGUCAGGCUCCUCCGAUCCGCGGGCGAUCGCUGGGGCGCCAAGAUCAGCCCCGGCUCCUCCUCCCGUUCCUUUAGGUGAACGGAGAGUACUCUGAAGAGCAGGCUUUGCUUUGUUUUGCAAGGAUGGAAAUGCCGAUGCUCAGUCAUUCAGAAAAAAUAUAUAUUCCAGUGGAAAAUAGAGGACCAGGUGUAAGGAGGAAAAGAAGGGUUAGGCUUGUGCAGAAGGUGGUAGGGGUGCAAACUAGAGGAGGAGAUGCAAAGGGAGGCUACUUUUCUCAUGCAUGGUGGGGGAUCUCUCUCCCUCCAAAAGAACCGAUUGGUUGAUAUAUGGCUAGAGGAUCAUUGAUAUUAAGGGGAGGAAAAAUGGAGAUUGAGAGGUCAUCGUGGAGCGACGACGGCAACCUAGUUCAGGAUGCGGUCGACUACCGGGGUUGCCCGGCCAACAGGUCCAGCACCGGCAGCUGGCUGGGAGCGGCAUCCGUGGUCGGGAUCGAGCUAUGCGAGCGGCUGGCCACCAUGGGCAUCGCCGUGAACCUGGUGACGUACCUCACGGACACCAUGCACCUGCCCGGCGCCGCGUCCGCCAACGUCGUCACCGACUUCAUGGGCACCUCCUUCCUCCUUUGCUUCCUCGGCGGCUUCCUCGCCGACGCCUUCCUCGGCCGCUACCUCACCAUCGCCCUCUUCGCGCUUGUCCAGGCCCUCGGCACCGGACUCCUCGCGGUGUCCACCACCGUGCGCCAUCUCCGCCCGCCACCAUGCGGGGGCGCAGCGCCGUGCGAGGAGGCCACGGGCCUGCAGAUGGGUGUGCUGUAUGUGUGCCUCUACCUCAUCGCGCUCGGCACCGGCGGGCUCAAGUCCAGCGUCUCCGGCUUCGGCACCGACCAGUUCGACGAGCACGAUGACCGCGAGCGCGCCGCCAUGGGAUGCUUCUUCGACCGUUUCUUCUUCAUCAUCAGCCUAGGCACACUUCUCGCCGUUACCGUCCUCGUCUACAUCCAGGACCAUGUCGGCCGGAGCUGGGCCUAUGGCCUCUGCUCUGGCGCCAUGCUCGUGGCCAUCGCGGUCUUCCUCUCGGGCACCAAGAGGUACCGCUAUAAACGGAGCUCCGGGAGCCCGGUCGUGCACAUUCUCCAGGUCCUCGUCGCUGCCGCACGGAAGCGCGGCCUCAAGCAGCCGCUCACCGCCGCCACGCUCUAUGAGGACCGCCCCGAGCACGCGAGGAUCCAUCACACCGACCAGUUCCGGUGCUUGGACAGUGCGGCCGUGAUGGCCGGUGAGGAGGACAACGAGGUGGGGCCGGACGGGCGGCCGGCACCGAACCCGUGGAAGCUGUGUUCUGUGUCCCGUGUGGAGGAGGUGAAGAUGGUGGCGAGGCUGAUGCCUGUGUGGGCGACGACGAUCUUGUUCUGGACCAUCUACGCGCAGAUGAUCACCUUCUCGGUGGAGCAGGCGACCACCAUGGACCGGCGCAUCGGCGGCUUCGAGAUCCCAGCCGCGUCGCUCACCGUCUUCUUCGUUGGCGCCAUAAUGCUGACCCUCGCCGUCUAUGACCGCGUCUUCAUCCCGCUAUGCCGAAACCUCACUGGCCGGCCAGGGUUCACCAACCUAGAGAAGAUUGGCAUCGGCCUGGUCCUGUCCAUCAUCGGCAUGGUCGCUGCCGCCAUCUGCGAGAAGAAGCGUCUCACCGUCGCCUCCACGGCCACGAAUGGGACCGCGCUGCCGAUCAGCGUGUUCAUGCUGAUUCCACAGUUCCUGCUGGUGGGCGCAGGCGAGGCGUUCAUCUACACGGGGCAGCUGGACUUCUUCAUCACGCGAUCGCCCAAGAGCAUGAAGACCAUGAGCACCGGCCUCUUCCUCACCACGCUCUCCCUCGGCUUCUUCCUUAGCAGCGCCCUCGUCUCUCUGGUUAGGGGCGCCACCACGUGGCUCGGUGACACCAUCAAUCACAGCCGCCUCGAUUACUUCUACUGGCUCCUUGCCGUGCUCGGUGCCAUCAACCUGGCCGCGUACCUUCUAUGCGCCAUGUGGGCCACGCCGGCCGCCAGCAGCAAGGCGGAGCAACCGCAUCAUGCGGCAGCGGCCGACGAGAAAUGCUAGCUGGUGCACGCUACCGAUCGUUCAUUACUGAAUGUGCAUAUAGAUCCAUCCGGUCUGGGUGUCCAUGCAUGCAGCUUCCAUGUACGUCCGUAUGUGUAAAACUUGUUCAUUUCAGUUUAUCAUUGAAAAUAAGAAGAAAAUUACUAAGAA